CUCCCCUAAUACCGAGUCGGCCGGAUUUGGGGCGGGUCUGAGGAAAAGCCUCCGCUCCCGCCAGCAGAGGGCGCGAUCCCGCCCUCUUUGAAGCCUCCAGCCCGCGAAGGGUCUCAGGCUCCCACGCGCGCUCCCGGGCGCGCCCCCGCUCGCCGCGUCCUGUGACGCGGUCGCGGAACCCGAGCUGCCGGGACUGAGCCGAGCUAAAUUCGUCGCCGGUGGCCGCUGCCGGUGCAACCACAAAGGCUAAUCCGUAGGAGGGGAGGCUCGUGGAGUCGCACUCCCUGUUCCAGUCAGGUCGGCUCACGCUGCCGUCCCACCGUCCGCGGCCGCCGUCUCCCCGAGCGUCUGCAUGAGCUCUCUCGUGUGGGGAAGCUCCGGUGACCAUGUAGGGGGAAAGUGUGAGGAAGCUCCAGACGCCCGGAACGAGGUCAGCGCAGUCGGCACAUCGCCCCGGCGUCCGCCACACCGCCGGAGCGGGUCGCGGGGUCCAUCGGCCCCAGUGGGCAUCCGGCCUCCGCUUGGGGCCUGGCCCAGAGCGCUACAAGUCUCGCGCUGUCUCGCGAGAGGCUAAGUUGAAGGAACAUGGCGACGUCUAAUCUGUUAAAGAAUAAAGGUUCUCUUCAGUUUGAAGACAAAUGGGAUUUCAUGCGUCCAAUUGUUUUGAAGCUUUUACGCCAGGAAUCUGUUACAAAACAGCAGUGGUUUGAUCUAUUUUCGGAUGUGCAUGCUGUCUGUCUCUGGGAUGAUAAAGGCCCAGCAAAAAUUCAUCAGGCUUUAAAAGAAGAUAUUCUCGAGUUUAUUAAGCAAGCACAGGCACGAGUACUGAGCCAUCAAGAUGAUACAGCUUUGCUAAAAGCAUAUAUUGUUGAAUGGCGAAAAUUCUUUACACAAUGUGAUAUUUUACCGAAGCCUUUUUGUCAAUUGGAGAUUACUUUAUUGGGUAAACAGGGCAGCAAUAAAAAAUCAAAUGUAGAAGAUAGUAUUGUUCGAAAGCUCAUGCUUGAUACAUGGAAUGAAUCAAUCUUUUCAAAUAUAAAAAACAGACUCCAAGAUAGUGCAAUGAAGCUGGUACAUGCUGAAAGACUAGGAGAAGCUUUUGAUUCUCAGCUGGUCAUUGGAGUAAGAGAAUCCUAUGUUAACCUUUGUUCUAAUCCUGAAGAUAAGCUUCAAAUUUAUAGGGACAAUUUUGAGAAGGCAUACUUGGAUUCAACAGAGAGAUUUUAUAGAACACAGGCACCCUCGUAUUUACAACAAAAUGGUGUACAGAAUUAUAUGAAAUAUGCAGAUGCUAAAUUAAAAGAAGAAGAAAAACGAGCAUUACGUUACUUAGAAACAAGACGAGAAUGUAACUCUGUUGAAGCAGCAUCAUCUUUGAAGAAUUUUGCUAUAGAGGAAGGUAAAACAUCAAGCACAUUGAUAGUUAAAGUGUUUCACCUUGCAGACUUCUGGGGAGAGAUUGCUAUGGAUUUAGAAGUUGUGCUCAUCUCAGGCAAAAUACAGGAGUUCAUGGCAUAUGGCAAAAAGGUUUUUUCUUCACGGAAGCUAGCAAAAGGAGACAGGGAAUACAAGCUCAUGGAAUGCUGUGUAAAUGCCCUUGUGACAUCCUUUAAAGAGACUAUCUUAGCAGAGUGCCAAGGCAUGAUCAAGCGAAAUGAAACUGAAAAAUUACAUUUAAUGUUUUCAUUGAUGGACAAAGUUCCUAAUGGGAUAGAGCCAAUGUUGAAAGACUUGGAGGAACAUAUCAUCAGUGCUGGCUUGGCCGAUAUGGUAGCAGCUGCUGAAACUAUUACUACUGACUCUGAGAAAUAUGUUGAGCAGUUACUUACACUAUUUAAUAGAUUUAGUAAACUCGUCAAAGAAGCUUUUCAAGAUGAUCCACGAUUUCUUACUGCAAGAGAUAAGGCAUAUAAAGCAGUUGUUAAUGAUGCUACUAUAUUUAAACUUGAAUUACCUUUGAAGCAGAAGGGGGUGGGAUUAAAAACUCAGCCUGAAUCAAAAUGCCCUGAGCUACUUGCUAAUUACUGUGACAUGUUGCUAAGAAAAACACCAUUAAGCAAAAAACUAACCUCUGAAGAGAUUGAAGCAAAGCUUAAAGAAGUGCUCUUGGUACUUAAAUAUGUGCAAAACAAAGACGUUUUUAUGAGGUAUCACAAAGCUCAUUUGACACGUCGUCUUAUAUUAGACAUCUCUGCUGAUAGUGAAAUUGAAGAGAAUAUGGUAGAGUGGCUAAGAGAAGUUGGUAUGCCAGCAGAUUAUGUAAACAAGCUUGCUAGAAUGUUUCAGGACAUAAAAGUAUCUGAAGAUUUGAACCAAGCUUUUAAGGAAAUGCACAAAAAUAAUAAAUUGGCUUUACCAGCUGAUUCGGUUAAUAUAAAAAUUCUAAAUGCUGGUGCAUGGUCAAGAAGUUCUGAGAAAGUCUUUGUCUCACUUCCUACUGAACUGGAAGAUUUGAUACCUGAAGUGGAAGAAUUCUAUAAAAAAAAUCAUAGUGGUAGAAAAUUACAUUGGCAUCAUCUCAUGUCAAAUGGAAUUAUAACAUUUAAGAAUGAAGUAGGUCAGUAUGAUCUAGAGGUAACAACGUUUCAGCUGGCUGUGUUAUUUGCAUGGAACCAAAGACCCAGAGAGAAAAUCAGCUUUGAGAAUCUGAAACUUGCAACUGAACUCCCUGAUGCUGAGCUUAGAAGGACUUUAUGGUCUUUAGUAGCUUUCCCAAAGCUCAAACGGCAAGUUCUAUUGUAUGAACCUCAAGUCAACUCACCCAAAGACUUUACAGAAGGUACCCUCUUCUCAGUGAACCAGGAGUUCAGUUUAAUAAAAAAUGCAAAAGUUCAGAAAAGGGGUAAAAUCAACUUGAUUGGACGCUUGCAGCUCACUACAGAAAGGAUGAGAGAAGAAGAAAACGAAGGAAUAGUCCAACUAAGAAUACUAAGAACCCAGGAAGCUAUCAUACAAAUAAUGAAGAUGAGAAAGAAAAUUAGUAAUGCUCAGCUGCAGACUGAAUUAGUAGAAAUUUUGAAAAACAUGUUCUUGCCACAAAAGAAAAUGAUAAAAGAGCAAAUAGAAUGGCUAAUAGAGCACAAGUACAUCAGAAGAGAUGAAUCUGAUAUCAACACAUUCAUAUAUAUGGCAUAAUUUUUGAAUAUCAUGGAUAAUAUUAAGAACCCGAAUUUUGGAGUGCAUGGGCAGAAAGUUGUAACAGUUUGUGCUGGAGGAAGGUUUAUUUGGACUUUGAUUACAUAAAUAUUAAAAUCUCUGCCUUACCUAACAAAACAACUAUAUUUUGCCAGUCACAUUAGUUAGCAUGAUGGCAUUCCCUUCAUGUUGCACACUCUUUAACAGCAUGCUGUUUUGUGGAGAAUCUUGCAUUCAUGAAGAGCCCGUUAUAAACUUUUAAAAGUAAAUUUGAUUUCUACCCACCAGAAGAAAUACACUUGGGGAGGGUCAGGGCAGGGUUCUUGUUGCUUUUUUCCUUUUUUCCUCUCACAAAAAUGUACUGCACAAGGAAGGAUCUUCAGAUAUUGGUGCACUGAAAACUGCUGUUUUAUUUUGUUUUUUAAAAUGUGAUUAAAACUAGAAAUAGCACUCUUGGUUUCUUUUGAUCAAAAGAGUGAGCUGGUCAACACAACAUGGGGAAAGGGCAGAUGUAGGUGAGAAGAUAAGUAUUUAAUAGUAUCAAAUUACUGGUUCAGACACUGCUUCAGUACAUUAACUAGUUUUAUGGUGACCUAAAAAUGGCAUUAAAUUUUUCAACUUAACAGAUGUUGGCUUUAAGCAAAACACUGCUAUUUUAGUUGUGUGUUAUUAAAUGAUGAAGACUUGAUCUUAAAUUGGCUGGAUAGCUUGGUUUGGAAAAGGGAAGCUUUAUUAAUUGUUGCUUCAGUUGUUUAAAAAAAAAAGUAUGGAGUUAGGUAAUUUUGAUUGCAGAGUCAAAAUAGCAAAACAAACAUAUUAAGUGUUAAUAUUAAACAUUAAUUAUUGAACACUUAGUAUUUAUAUACCUAAUAUAUAUUAUGCCAUAUCCAAAUUUAUUAAAAACAAGACAAAAAACUUCUGCUCUCAUAUAAUACAGUUAUGUAACUGAUCUCUUAAUCUGUAGCAUAGAAAUGUUUUGGUAUUUUAAAGUCUCAUGAUUAGGGAUUUAUAGCCUCAGGUUUUUGGAAAGACAUUCUGUUUUAAAAAGUAAUAAUUAAGUAUUGAGUCACCACAACAUAAAACCUGAAAAGCAUAAGCAAAAUUGUUGCAGUCUUAAUAUGAGCAGUGAAUUUGCCAAAUAGAUGUACAUAUAUAUUUAUAUAUUUUAAAAAUAAACAUUUUUUAAAUGAUCAGAAGGCAACACUUAACCUUGUUCCUUUCAGUCGAUCCAAAGUAGCAACUUACUAGUUGCUGGCAACUAAUUACCCAGAGUAGUGGAGAUUUUAGGACUUGAGGACAUGAACAACUUAAAAGAGAAAAACUUAUUCCCCUUUGGGAAAGAAUGGCUCAAUAUGGAUUUUUAUUCAUUAUGGUGCAUGUUUCAAUUUUUCUUGCAAAUUAUUUUAUAUCUUGUUUUGAUAUUGAGUAAUAUUUUAAAGUUAUGGUAUUGAAAAUAGUAGGAAAUGAAGUGCUGGAGCAUUGAAAGGCAUACAGUAUUAUUGCAGAGUUCUUUUGAAGUCUGUCCCUAAUCCCAGGGGGCUUUGUGAGCUGCCUGCUAAAAGGAAGGAAAGCAAAUUUAAAACAUGUAAGGUUUUGCUAGUUAUAGUGAAAUGCCUAUUUUGAAACUCAUAAAUUGGGAUUUGUUUCUAAAUUAAAAUCUUAUUACUUGAGCCUCUAAGGUAGUAUAUGUCAAUUACUAGACCAACUUUAUUGUGAAGAAUUAAACUAAAUUAGUUCUCACUAUUUUCUGUAAUUAGAUGACUGGUAACAAUGGAUACAUUUAGAAUUUUUGUAAAGUUUGGUAAUAAUUUGUGAUCUUCUUAACAAAUAGUUUAGUAUUGGCUUAUUGCUUAUCCAAUUCAGGAAUGCUGAAGGCGGAAAAGGUGGAAGGAAAAGUUACAGACUGUUUUUAAAGUGUAAGAUUUGUUGUAAACCAUAAUUGUUCUCAGAACAUUUUUGGCAUUUGUAAGCUCUUUGGUUAUUUAAUUUAAGAAUGAGAGCCAUGAUGUUUUGGUUUAUAAAGGUAAAUUUAAGGCAAAAGUAGGUAUCUCCAAAACCAUAGCAAAGUUUUCUAUUAAAUUUUAUAAAUUUUUUAAUAGUUAAUGAUGUCCUAAUUGUAUUUUGGGGAAUUGAACAACAGCAAAUACUGUACUUAAAGUUUUCAUCAUUUUUUUUGUUAUGUAUACAAAACUAACUACUUUUUGGUGUUUAUGAAAACCUAAAUUUAGUUGACAAGGUGCCUAUACCAUUGUUGAAUUUUCUUUAAAUAUAUUUUGAUAGUAGAUUUGCUAAUUUAAAAGAAAAGAAUCUGAAAAAAAAAGACUUAAAGCAGUUUACUAAAGGUAUAGAACACAGUGUGUAAACUUUACUAGGUCUCUUUUCUCAAAUGUACUCGUAAAAUCAGUGCUAUCUGAGCAGGGAUGAAACCUGACACAAGGGAGAAGAAUCUAGGCCAUGAGUAGUAUGGCAACAAGACGCUUCAGAGGUUAAUUUAAGCUUCAAACAUUCAGCUUCUAAUUUAAAGAUGGAGCCAUCUGAAAAAUGUUAACCUUUGUUGUCAUCUCAUUGCCAGAAUUAAGUAAACAUGAAACAGAAUUUACAAAGUAAAAAUAUAGAACACUUAAUGCUUAAAAUGAGAUAAAUAUUAGAACAUUAUUGUUUCAGUGAUUUAAUGAGGAUCUUGAAAUAAACUCUGAAGUCUUCCAAUUUUUACAUUUAUUGGAGGGGUCUUUGCAUUCUGUCAACCUGUUUAUUUAAGUCUCUUACUCUUACUUUGUGCAAAACUGUUAAGAUUUCCAAAUAUGAAAUGUUAGCUUUCUUAUUUUUACUUCUUACUAAAUUUAAUACAAAAUAUGACCAGAGUAGUUAAAAAGUAUUUUGCAUUGUUUGCAAUAGGAUUAGCCCUGCUCAAAGGGCAAAUUUUAAAAAUUCAAUUUGGGUGAAAGAUUUGCUAGUUUUCCAGAAAGAUUUGCUAUCCUAAACUCAAGCAGAUUUUUCUAUUUUCGAGCAAAUGACUGGGAUGCUAUCUUAGAAACUCUUCCAAGGUCACAUUUGUGAAAUACAUUACAUGAGAGCUUUCCUGUCAUCUACACUAUAUAUGUUGUCUGGAGUGUUGAACAAAUUUGAGUUCCUAAGUUGUAAUCUAUCCUCGUUGUGCCACUACAUACUGAGAUGAUAAUGCUGUACAAUUUUAAAUGGUAGCAGUUUCUGUAUGCAGUAGGCUGAAAUAUUUUGAUGAACUGUUUAAUUUUUGAAUUUUAUUUUUUAAGUUGUAUAAUUUAUUUUCUUGCAAAAUAAAAAUAAUAUAAAAGCUUUCACCUA
Messenger RNA from Manis pentadactyla (Chinese pangolin), 6456 nucleotides. It is a transcript of the gene CUL5, whose product is annotated as cullin 5. The transcript is spliced from 20 exons. The record is from RefSeq and is a predicted model, not a curated record. Gene Ontology annotation, biological process: SCF-dependent proteasomal ubiquitin-dependent protein catabolic process; protein ubiquitination. NCBI's taxonomy places the organism in Eukaryota, Metazoa, Chordata, Mammalia, Pholidota, Manidae. Bases 586 to 3135 code for a protein of 849 amino acids. Gene Ontology annotation, molecular function: ubiquitin protein ligase binding. Gene Ontology annotation, cellular component: SCF ubiquitin ligase complex; Cul5-RING ubiquitin ligase complex.